CUAAAAUUUCUUAUUUUAAAAUUCAGAUCUUGAAGCAGAUACAUGGGUGAAAUUACUGGUUCAAGAAUCAUUUUUACCUCAGCCAGGUUUGGCCACUGGCGAACCGGAUGUAUUAAGUCCAGGAAUACAAAAGGAGUUACAAGAACAAUUUCAUGUUUAUCUCAUGCCAACACCCAAGUUAGACGAAUUUGGCGAAUGCUUACUGCAGGUAACUCAUGAGAAUAUAUAUUUAUGGGACAUUAGUAAUCCUAGGUUGAAAUUGGUUGCUUGGCCACUCACUGCACUUAGAAGGUAUGGCAGUGAUCCGACAAAAUUUACUUUUGAAGCAGGCAGACACUGUACAACUGGUGAAGGAAUGUUUGUAUUUCACACAUUAGAAGGAGAAAAAAUAUAUCACAAAGUACACCAAGCAACACUGGCAAUUGCCGAAGCUCACCAUCGGUUACGGAAAAGUGAAGACAGAGCAAACGGUGCAGUGCAGUCUCAGGAAUCUUCAAACAGAGUAUCUAUUCAAAGUGCUCCCAGUUCUCAAGAUACUUCUUCUUACAACAGUGCAUUAGAACUGCAAAAUUAUUUUCAAGAUGGUGGGCAAGUUGCCGUUGAUGGACAACCGAGUACGAGUGGUGGUAACAAACAACAGUCUGGAGACGAUGCGUUUCGCAAGAACUUACAAGUGCCACCACCAUCAUCAAAAUGCAGCUUGCGUUCUCAUUUAUUACAAUACACCUCAAAGCAGUGACAAAUCACAUCUUGAAAUGAUAGUAGAGAGAUUUGUACAGAUAUGGAAACAGCAAACUGCAUUGAAGUUGCAUUUAAAAAGUACAAGUCACAUUGAUACACUUAUAUUAUUGACUUAAAAGUCAAAUUUUUCAAGGCAGACUCAUGAUAAUUUUAAAAGACUAUUGUUUAUGUAAAUGAUUAUUCAAAGUUAUAUUAACAUACAUACACACACAUACAUACAUACACACUGUUUAUAAAAGAAUAUACAUUACUGAAAUUCAUAAGAUUACUUCCGUCCAUAGUUUUUAAAAUUUUUUGUUGUAGAACUCCUUUCAGUUUUUAAAUUUGUAUAUUAGAGGCUUUUUGAGAAAGGUCUUAUUGAAUGUUAGAUGCUGUUUAAAAUAGUUUAUAUUAUUUAAAGGAAUUUAUAUUUCCAUUAUUGGAAGGACAAUCAUUUUUUUAAAGGAUUAUUUUAAAAAAAUAGAGUUUAAUAGAUAAAAUUAACACAUUUGCUACAUUUUAUCUAAUAACUGUCAUUUGUAAAUGUGUACUGAGAGAAAUGAUUUCAUGAAGGCCAUGAAAAGAAAGUAUAGGUCAUAGCAAUUUGAAUAGCAUGGCUGUGAUUGACUUUCUAUUUAAUGCAGUUUAUAAUAAAAAUUAGCUAGAUAAUAUGUGUAGGCAGAUGUGUUAAUUUGUUAUUUAAUAUUCUAUGUGCAGCUGAUAAUUUUAUGACAAAAUAUUUAACACUUGUUGAGAUAUAUAUAUACAUAUAUCUCCUUCAAGUAUUCCUGAAUUGGAAUGUCUAAAUAGAUAUUGAUAUUAUUAUUCUUUAAUGCAUUUGUAAAAAUUUUUAUUUUGCUAAUUGUCUUUUUAAUUUGGCAUUCUUUAUAUUAAUUUUUAUAAAAGUAAACAUCCCUUAAUGCAAAUGUACAGCUAAUUCAGUUAAUAGUGUGUGAUAUGACAAAUUUGUUAAUAUCAGAUUGUUUUGCAUUUCUUGUUAAAUGGAAUUAUCGUCAUCUUCAAUUGACAAAUUUUAGUGUCUGUUUACUACCCCUGAUGAGUGGUUUUUGUAAAGAUAUAUAUAAAAUCGUGAAUAUCAUUGCAUUUCAUAGAAUUGUUUAUCACAUUUCAGAUUUUUAAGUAUUGUAAACUUUAAGAUAGAUAUAUAAAAACUUAAAAUGUAAUCAUUUGAAUAAAAUAUUUAAAUAACAA
Centruroides sculpturatus (bark scorpion) is the source of this 1932-nucleotide messenger RNA. RefSeq names its product docking protein 6-like. Gene Ontology annotation, biological process: positive regulation of MAPK cascade; cell surface receptor protein tyrosine kinase signaling pathway. Bases 164 to 739 code for a protein of 191 amino acids. The transcript is spliced from 4 exons. Gene Ontology annotation, cellular component: cytoplasm. Lineage: Eukaryota; Metazoa; Arthropoda; Arachnida; Scorpiones; Buthidae. The record is from RefSeq and is a predicted model, not a curated record.